AUGGACAAAGAUUGCGACAUGGUAUAUAAGAACAUCUCUGACAUAUAUAAAUCUGGGGAGUUUAAGACAUACGACAACUUUGUUUCAUUAGCUGCAAAAUGUGUAUGGCAGAUAAGAGAUAAAGACAGAAGAGGUAAGGUAUGGCAUGAACAGAUAAAACCAACUGCUUCAGAUUUAAAGAAAACCAUUGACGCCUUGGUUGUUUUAGCAGGUAAGGUUUCAGAAUAUAACGCAAAAAUGAACCCGCAAUGUUCUAAAUGUAAAGCAGCAAUGAGGAGAUAUAACUACUCCGUCAAAGAGAUAGAAAGAAUGAGAAACGACUAUGCAGAUUUAAAGAAAGAAGCAGAGAAGCCGGUAGAAGAUAAAAUGAACAUGUUAGAAUUUCUGAACAAAAACUAUCCAACUGCUGACGAUUUCCUUCUAUCUGACGUCAAGAAGAAGUAUAAAGAAACUUUCGGCAUUGUUAAAACAUUCGAUGUACUAAAAGAAGAAAUAGAAGCUACAAAACUGUUUAGGAUUUCAAAUAUACAUCGUACAAUUCAUGUAAAACGCUUAUAA
Molecule: messenger RNA, 558 nt
Organism: Trichomonas vaginalis G3
Lineage: Eukaryota; Parabasalia; Trichomonadida; Trichomonadidae
Product: organellar and viral DNA polymerase type B
Exons: 1
Coding region: 1-558 (185 amino acids)
Source: RefSeq, a predicted model, not a curated record